Molecule: messenger RNA, 876 nt
Organism: Penicillium hordei
Lineage: Eukaryota; Fungi; Ascomycota; Eurotiomycetes; Eurotiales; Aspergillaceae
Product: acyl-CoA desaturase
Exons: 2
Coding region: 1-876 (291 amino acids)
Biological process (GO): unsaturated fatty acid biosynthetic process
Cellular component (GO): endoplasmic reticulum membrane
Molecular function (GO): stearoyl-CoA 9-desaturase activity; iron ion binding
Source: RefSeq, a predicted model, not a curated record
AUGGACUCUUCUCACAAACUGUGGUGGAAGCGAGUACACCUUCGGUACUUCGCCGCCAACGUCGGUCUUCCCCUGUUCGUAUUAUACCAUGCGCCCGCUAUAGCCUUCCAGGGGAAAACUCGCGUGUGGACGUUGAUAUAUGCCUUUGUGACCGGGCUCAGUAUCACUGCCGGCUAUCACCGUCUCUGGAGUCACCAGUCGUACAAAGCAUGCCUCGCGCUACGCAUUUUCUUUGCAGUCGUCGGUGCUGGAGCCCUUCAGCUCCCCAUCCGGAUGUGGGCAGCCGACCACCGCGCUCACCACCGGUUCACCGAUACGGAUCGCGAUCCCUACAACAGCCGACGCGGCCUUUUCUAUUCGCACAUAGGCUGGAUCCUGACCUAUGACUCGAGUCGAUUCGGCAAGGGCAGCGAAGGAGUUGAUCUGUCGGAUCUGGACCGCGACGCGGUCGUCGUCUGGCAGCGGCGGGCCUACUAUCCCCUGGCGGGCUUGAUGGCGUUCGUCUUUCCGGCGUGUGUGGCCGGGUGGUUGUGGGAUGACUGGGCAGGCGGGUUCCUGUAUGCGGGGUGUCUGCGCGUAGUGAUCGUCUGGCAUGUUUCUUACUGCAUCAACUCGUUGGCGCAUUGGGCGGGGCACCAGCCGUACUCGGCGCGAAAUACCUCGCGGAACCAUGCAUUGCUGGCUGUGUUGACAUUGGGGGAAGGCUAUCAUAAUUAUCAUCAUGCUUUUCCCCGGGAUUAUCGGAACGGGCCGCAGUGGUGCGAUUUUGAUCCGACGAAGUGGUGGAUCUAUUGGUGGGAGGUGGUCGGAUUGGUUUGGGAUGUGAAGAGGUUUCAGGUUGGAACUGGCGAAGCUAAGGUGGGUAUUGGCCUAUAA